This is a messenger RNA of Dendrobium catenatum, 585 nucleotides long. Its product is annotated as acanthoscurrin-2. The record is from RefSeq and is a predicted model, not a curated record. The coding region runs from base 1 to 585 and encodes 194 amino acids. NCBI's taxonomy places the organism in Eukaryota, Viridiplantae, Streptophyta, Magnoliopsida, Asparagales, Orchidaceae. The transcript has a single exon.
AUGGAUACAAGCAAUAAGUUCAAUGCUCUUGCAUUGUUAGUUCUACUUAGCAUUAGCUUCUGCCUUUCCUUCGCAAGGACCUUGAAGGAGGAUAGCAAGCCAAAAUCAAGUUCUGGCUACCACAUAGCUGAUAACGGCGACGAAGGAGAGGAUGACAGAAAUAAUUCUUAUGUCGCACGUCCCUUACCUUAUGGUGGUGGUGGAGAUGGCAGUGGAGAUGGUGGCAAUGGAUAUGGAGGUGGUGGUGGCGAUGGCGGAGGUGAUGGUGGCAGUGGAUAUGGCGGUGGCGAAGGCGGUGGCGAUGGCGGCGGUGGAUAUGGUGGUGGCGAUGGCGGUGUUGGAUAUGGCAGUGGCGAUGGUGGUGGUGGAUAUGGCGGUGGAGAUGGCGGUGGUGAUGGUGGUGGUGGGUAUGGUGGUGGCGAUGGCGGUGGUGAUGGUGGCGGUGGAUAUGGCGGUGGUGAUGGUGGUGGUGGGUAUGGUGGUGGCGAUGGCGGUGGUGAUGGUAGUGGUGGAUAUGGCGGUGGCGAUGGAGGUGGUUAUGGUGGCGGUGGAUAUGGCAGUGGCGACGGAGGAGACCGCCAUUAA